Closterium sp. Yama58-4 is the source of this 1653-nucleotide messenger RNA. NCBI's taxonomy places the organism in Eukaryota, Viridiplantae, Streptophyta, Zygnematophyceae, Desmidiales, Closteriaceae. The record is from the annotation of a GenBank genome assembly.
AUGUCCCAUGGAAGACGAAGGACAUCAAGUGCUACGGCCCCAGGGGCAGGAUGUGUACGCUACUGCUGCACUACCGGGAUACUGAGCUGCGACAGCACGUACGCCUCGAGGAAUGGCAGACUGGCGGCAUGGCCGGUGCUGAUCAGCUUGUUCAACAUCCCAGAAGCGCUCCGCUGGCAGGAGCCGGGCCACGUACUGGCUGGUGUGCUGCCGUUCCCGCCUGAGUGGGCGUCAUCCACCGAGAAGACGCGCAUCUUCCAGCAGUGCAUGGAGGUGAUCUUCGAGCCUCUACUUCGCACGCACAGAGGGGCCGAGUUGCGAUGGUUUUAUGUGACGGACGCGACAGGCAAAGUGGUGAAGGCCUUUCCCUGUCUUUUCGGGCAGCUGGGGGACUUCCCAGAGUCGUCCCGGUCUACAGCGACUCUGCAGCAAGGGUCGCAUCGGCUGUGCUCUUCGUGCUACAUGAAGGAGACACAUCUGGCAGACCUGUCACAUAAGUCGGUGACGCGGACGGUCGAGCUGCAGAGACGGGUGGUGGACGCAAUUCAGUCGGCGUCCGACAGCAAGGCGGCAGAGAAAAUCAAGAAACGAUGGUCAACACACCCUGUGCAGACGGCGCAAGGAGCAAAAGAAGGACACGCGCGCAAGCGUAGUGCGCAUCCCGGGGGGGACCACGUGGUUCAGCACAGGGGAAUGAUGCAGGUGAUGCCCAUGCUUAUCGCGGACAACAUGGAGAAGAGCAAGCAGCCGGCUAAGGCGAAGCGGGAGCGGGAGGUGGCGGCGUUUGUGGCGUACGCCAGCUUCUACAAGGCACUGGUAGGCGUGACAAAGCAUACCGAGAAGUCUCUGGACGACGUCCGGGAGUUGGCUGUGUACCUAAGCAUGACUCCUAUGCGCACACGCAGGAUGGUGGCGGCCAUCAAGGCCGCAUUCCCUGACCAGACGUCGGACUGGAACAUCCCUAAGGUGCACCAGAUUGUGCACCUCAUUGACGGCAUACCACUGCGUGGGAUGCCGAACGAGACAUCCACCAACUUGUGGGAGCACACGCACAAGGGCACCGUGAAGGUGCCGGUCCGUGGCAGCAACUGGCACGACAUCCCGCGCCGAAUUGUCGAGGAGGAGGUGCAGCGCAAGAUUGCACGGGAGGUGGCGGCGGAAGCGGGUGGAAACAGGCAGUAUGUGACGGCGAUGCGCGAGCUCAUGGUGGCGGCAGGCAUCCCCACCACCACCAUCGAGGUGGGGAAUGUAGUUGGAGAAGCGUGCGCAGGUGCACACAGCCGUGGCGAUCCCCCGAACGCGGGGGGGGGGGAGCUUGUGCCCAAGGGCACAUUUGUGAAAGCCAGCCCCUCCGAGCGGUGGUUUUCAGACAUCGCAGUGUACCGGUCUGAAAAAGAGGAGUGGUAUGCCAGGUGCCUCUGCAUCUUCCGCGCAGAGGGGGCAGACGGGGAGAUGGGGCGACACGUGUACGUUAAGUACCACGAGGCGGAGGGCACGUGCCCAAUGACGACAUGCCUGCAGCUGUCUCCCGGCCGUGUGAGAACAAGAUACGCGGUGGUUCCAGUGGAGUGCAUCAAGAGGGUGGUGCACGUGUGCAAGUCCUAUGUGAACAAGCGUGUCAUGCUCCUGAACAAGUUCCUGCUGACGGAGUGA